GUGAAACACCGUGGAUGGAUGAUCCCACUGCAUGGAGGUGGAUGCUGCGGAUGCGACCGCUCUGGCUAUGAACAAAGUUUGACGGCUGCGCUGAAGGUCUUCCUGGAAGAAGGCGUGGACGAUUAUGACUUGUGAUGUUUUUGACAUUUAUACUUUGACAACCGCUCCUGCUGCAGGGGAAAUAAAUGCACAUGCAUUCUACAAACUGCUCAAGCUCAUUAAAUCUAUUUCUACAAUACUGGCCCCAACUGCUCCACCACCUACUAGUACUACAACUACUAGGUGGACGUUUUCUGUGAUUUUUCUUCUUCUUGUUCCACCUUCAUAUUAUAUUUAUAGUUCUUGUUCCUGUUCCACUCAGGAGUCCCAGGAGUUAAUUAUAGAUACUGAGUUAAAAACACAUUCUUUCCUACGUCUAAUUGCAAGGCAAUGUCGAUUAUGUUUUGAUGGAAACGAGUGGUGCUGAGGAUCCGGCUAGGAUUUGCGGCAUGAUGUCAGAGAGUUUCGGAGCUUUGUACAGGGUUCGUUUGGACAUGGUCCUUUGCGUCAUUGACUCCUCUGAAGUAUUCAAUUAUACUCCGGAAAAGCUAGAACUGGUCUCUGCCCAACUAGAGCAGGCAGAUUUGGUGGUUCUGAAUCGUUUAGACGACGUGUUGCAGGGGAGAGGAGGGGUGUGCACGGAAGUUGUGGACGACGACGAUUUAGAUUUGGGUUCCGGUAGUGGUAGCAGUGUGCUAGGAGGACCAGGAGGUCCUCUAGGUCGAGGAUUUUUGGGCCUCCCCCUAAUGCCACCAGGUGCGCCUUUAGCUAAGCAAGAGGAACGACAGCGAUCGAAUUUAGCCACUGCGAUUUUGGAGAAGAUUGGAUGGGCCGGACCGCAUUUACUUGGCGGUCCCAUGUUUAGCGAUAUUCCGAUUACGAGAGUUCUAGCCGUAGCAAGUACGAAGGAUCACAACCGAAAUGAAGUGGUCUCCCACGAGCAAGACGACACUCUAAAGGUGUUGGACCCGUAUUUGGAUGAGUUUGGAAGUAGUCGUGACGGAGUAAGAGAAAGAGGAGAAGGAGGAGACAAAAAUCCGUUCUUUAAUGCGGGGAGUCUUGAAGGCUUCUCUGGUGGAGGAGGAAGUUCUUCAUCAUCUACAACAACAACUAUAGGAGCAGGCAAUCAAGAGACCGGGAGAUCGUCUUCUGGUACAACAACUUCGUUCGGAACCAUAAGUUUCGAGCAUACCGACAACCCAUUCUCUCCUGAAGCAGUGCUCUACUUCAUUCAAGGCUUACGAGCAAAAUGCGGUACCAGACUCUGGCGAGCAAAAGGUGUCUUUUGGAUCAGACGAAAUCUUAGAGAAGAAAAGUGGAUCUGGAACCUGAGUGGCGAUUAUAGGAUAGACCUUCUGCGAGAGGAUUGGGAACAUGGUGUCAAUAGGUACUCGAAGCUGGCAUUGAUAGGGUUAGAGUUGGAGAAAACAUUUAGAGAAGAACAACUGAAGGAAGAUUUCUUGGGCGCUGCUUCAUCAUCUCGAAUACAAGAACAAGAAGACAUAGAAGUUGCACCAGUAGGAAAAGAAGACGUCCUCGAAAGGAAUAGCACGAUCUUUGAAGAGAUAUCACCCUCUUCUUCUACGGAGGACAAGGAGUCUGCUUGUCUCCAUUUCCGCAUCAACAUCCGUCAUCUUUUCCCCCAUCGCACAGAGAGUUCUGAUGCCGAAUUCCUAGCCAAAACUGGAAAGUCUGUCGCCACUUUCCCUUACGCCUUCGCCCAAGAGGUGUGCUCUUCGUAUAACAGACGGCGACGAAACGACUCUGUGCUUGUUGCUGUGAAUGAUGCUGAUUCUGAUUUAGCGGACGAAAACGGAGAAAAUAAUGCAAUGGGUGUCUUUAUCACACUUUCAAGCUUCAAUGAUUGGCGCAACCUCGAACAAGACGCAAGAAAAACGGCACUCCAUGAAUUCCGGUUUAUCAAACUCUAAAGGUUGCGAUGCUCUCAACAUCUUUAAACUCCCCUUUAUCCCAUUCCAUCCCAUCAAGCAAACAUACAAAUUUUAGACCUAAC
Amoebophrya sp. A25 is the source of this 2053-nucleotide messenger RNA. The record is from the annotation of a GenBank genome assembly. Lineage: Eukaryota; Dinophyceae; Syndiniales; Amoebophryaceae.